AUGGAAGAGAGCAACCGGGAGAAGGUCUCCGUCGCCCGUCGGGAAGAUGAAGAGCGGCGACGCCUCCCGCGACGACCUGUGUCGUCUAUUCUAUCUUUCUAUACAGUCCUCUCAUUCUUCUCGAGCUUCACGUUCUUCUGUGUUUUCCUCCUCUCUCUGUUCACUCCCUGUGGGCGCGCAGUUGCGGAGAGUCACGCCCUUUCCUCUGAGCUGGCUCUUCUCUCGCUUGUCAAGAAGGGAUCCGAGACAACACACAUAAAUGAAACCACCCUCGGGAAAUCUAGUCCAUCUUCGCCCUCUUCUUCUCCCUCUUCUUCUUCCUCUUCUUCGCCCUCUUCUUCGCCCUCUUCUUCUCCCUCUUCUUCUCCCUCUUCUUCUCCCUCUUCUUCUCCCUCUUCUUCGCCCUCUUCUUCGCCCUCUUCUCCUUUACCUCGAGCUGAGUCGGGGUUUCGUUUCCCUGCGACGCCUCGCGACUUCGCAGCUUGGCGGUCGGAGGGUUUCGUGUUUGACCGCACCUGCACUCGCCUCUUUCUGUUUCCGGAGGCCGAGCAAUUUGCCGUUCCGCUCCUCUCCGUCUCCUCCGUCUCCGCCGAGAGCACGCAAAACGAGGACCUCGCUUCGCCCUUCCUCAGCCUGCGCGGGCACCUCCCCGAGCAAGAGGAGCUUCUGAAAAGAGAGAGGCGCGAGGAGGCGGAGGCUCGUUUCUCGGACGGGGGCGUGUCUGCCUUUCCGCAGACUCGCGCCGUCGUUACCCACCUCCCUGCCUCAGACGCAGAAGCACGCGUUGAACGGCUCUUCGGACUCGUCGAAUCUUGGCGAUUUACGUUCGGCGUCCUUGAUCGGCCUGACGUCGCCGGAGACGCUGUGGCGAGCAGCCACCUUGUAAAUUCUCCUCUCCUUCGACAGCCUGGGACUCCCGAAGAAAAUCCAAAAGAGCCGAUUCUCCUCUCCCCCCCUCAAUUCGUCCCACUCAUCACAGAUCUUCUCGUCUUCGCGGAUCCUCGCGUCGAAGCCUCCACGUUGCCUCCUGUUUGUCAGCAGCUGCGACCGUGGGAAGGUCACCAUCUCGCCGCCCUCCGUCUCCGGUCGCGACUUCGCAUUGCCUCUGUCCGUCGCUCUCUCCAUGACUCUUCCUCUCCGUCCUCUCUCUCCUCUCCGGCCUCGCUUUCCUCUUCUUUCUCGCGUAAGAGACUGCGGCGUCUGUCGCGUCUUUCGGCGCGCUGGCAGUUGCAUGCAAGUCGCUGCUUCGUCAUUUUCACGUUUGUUGCCGCCACAGAAGUCCCCGACAUGCGCUGGCGGAGAGUGCAGGACGCCGAGGCCUGGGUGUAUCUCUCAGAGCCUGUCAUCGCGGCGACUCUCAGCGCCUACGACGAAGUGCUGAAGGUACCCAUCUCGGCUUUCCUCACGCCUGCCUUGCUGCGGCCUCCCCGGCAGGACGAGAGGACCGGCGCAGCGCGAGGACGAAGCAGAGCCGUGCGAUCGGGCCUCGAGAACGGAGAGGGGAAGAGCGAAGAAGACACCUCGUGGCUCGUCGCGCAGGAGGACAGUGCAUGCAGCUCCGAGACGAGCGAAAUUGCUCUAGAGGAGUAUGCAAGGCUGUUUGGUUUGAAGCGGCCGCAGCCGGCCUGGGUCGGCGACGUGUGGAACGGUCCCCCUCAGCUCGUGUCGCGACUCUCACGUCUCGCGUUCCUGAUUGCGGAUUUUCUGUUGGUUCACGAUCCCGUUCUGGGACGCACUGAAGGCCGUGAGCCUGAAUGGUCUCUCUCGUGCCUCUUCGCCUACGCCCUCCGCCUUGCCGCCUCGCAUUUGGUGGCGCCUGAGAGGCUCUUUGUGGAUCCUCGCCUUGCUCUCGAUCUUUCGCAACUCUCUUCUGAGGGCGGGGACGACAUUUUCAAGACGGAGAGUAUCGCGGUGACGGCGAGAGAGGCGGAGGGUCAGAGAGGAAGAGAAGUGGAGCAAGGCCAGGCGAGUAUCGAGGUUGCUGACGUUCUCCUCUCUCUCUACCGGAGUGUUGAGGAGGAUGUGGAGCUCGUGUUCGGUCCGUCUCCAGGCUCCGAAGGCGGGAGAAGCGGCGAGGACGAAGCAGGGAAGGGGGAGGACACAUCCACAGCUUUCGGAAAGACUCUCGGGGCCUUUGCAGCCGCUUGCGCCCGUUUCGGAAGCCAGAGAUAUCGACAGCGGAGACGAGCCGUUGCGUUGCCCUUCGUCCGCCCGCCUGUGCUGCGCGCUGGCGCGGAACUUGUGGACGUCUUCGUCCCGGCCUCCCGCAACUCGACAGACACCCUGGAGCUCGGCCGAGACCGGCCUCUUUUCCCCACCGCUUUGAUUCGACGCGAGUUGACCGAGUUCUUCCGGUGCCCCGCCGACCAUCCUUAUCCCUUCACGAAAUUCGCGUAUGCCGACACUUGCUGCAGCGCCAAAGUGGCCUGCCACGGAGAGGCCUUGACCGCGCUCUCCACGUGCUGCGCUGAGAAACAAGUUGCGUGCCGAGCUCCGCCAUGUGACCCAGCUGUGGAAGACGCCGUCAUGGAUGGGCCGCCGCCCUCGUCGGUGCACGAGUGCCCAGCCGCGUUCCCGUACCCGUACAGCCCGGCUCGGCCGCUGUCCUUCUGCUGCGCGACCGACAGAAGCUGUUCCGGAGAGCCGCUGAACGCUGCGUCGCUGUGCUGCGACAACCAUCAGUACGCCGCGUGCGCGGAUGCGCCUUGUGCGCCCCACAGAGACGUGUUAGAAUCUCUCGGCGCGGCGCGCCGAUACAGCUUGACUCCCGAGCGCGCAGCGCGCCUGGCGGCGAUGCUCCGGAAGCUGAGCGCGAGGCGAAGCACGAGUGUCCGAAUGUUCGUCCAGACGCUGCAGCACCUUCACGUGGUGGAGAACUACAUCAACGAAGCUUUCCGCGAUGGCGAAAACGACGACGACGACUCAGUCGACGCAGUCGAGCCAAACGAAACAGAAACCGACGACGGCGGAGAUCGCCGAUGA
Neospora caninum is the source of this 2982-nucleotide messenger RNA. Its product is annotated as putative protein kinase. The record is from RefSeq and is a predicted model, not a curated record. Bases 1 to 2982 code for a protein of 993 amino acids. NCBI's taxonomy places the organism in Eukaryota, Apicomplexa, Conoidasida, Eucoccidiorida, Sarcocystidae. The transcript is spliced from 8 exons.